UCUCGUCAAUCCCAAAGUACCCGGAUGGCGGAGGCCUGCGGGGCAAGGAAAGGCGGUUGGGGAGCCGGACUUUGAUUGAAGAGCGCCGAUAUAUCACUCCAGUUCAUCCAGGAGGCAGCGAGGAGCAGCUUCGGCGACGGCAAAUAUCGCCGCCAUUUUCCAUCGGCGAAUAGACCAACAGCCUUGCCACGGCUGCCUACCAAGCAAACCCAGUUACAACAGUCAGAGGGAUGGUUGUAGUCACAGGGCAGACCAAAGCUUGUGGACACCUGGGCGAUGCCAUGUCGAGCUCAGAUGCAGAGGAUGAUUUUCAAGAGCCUGCCACUCCAACAGCAACCCAGGCAGAGCACUCCCUGCCCCUGCUUCCUCAGCAGUUCCCUGAAGUAGUUCCACUAAAUGUUGGAGGCACCCAUUUCAUGACCAGGCUGUCAACACUGAGACGUCAUGAAGACACCAUGUUGUCAGCCAUGUUCAGUGGUCGGCAUUACAUCCCAACAGAUGCUGAGGGCAGAUAUUUUAUUGACAGAGAUGGAACAUAUUUUGGUGAUGUACUUAAUUUUCUACGAUCUGGUGACUUACCCCCAAGAGAACGAGUGAGGUCUGUUUACAAGGAAGCUCAGUAUUAUUCUAUAGGACCAUUGCUAGACAGUCUAGAAGAGCUCCAGCCCCUCAAAGGAGAGAAAGUCCGGCAGGCGUUCCUGGGCUUAAUGCCUUAUUACAAAGAGCAUCUAGAACGAAUCAUUGAAAUAGCCAAGCUGAGGGCAAUGCAAAGGAAAGCUCGAUUUGCUAAGCUAAAGAUCUGCGUCUUCAAAGAAGAGAUGCCCAUCACACCCUACGAGUGCCCACUUUUCAACUCCCUCCGUUUUGAGAGGAGUGAAGGAGAGGCCAAGCUUUUUGAGCACCACUGUGAGGUGGAUGUGUCCUUUGGGCCAUGGGAAGCUGUGGCAGAUGUGUACGACCUCCUCCAUUGCAUUGUGACAGACCUUUCCGAUAGGGGCAUCACAGUGGACCACCAAUGUAUUGGUGUGUGUGACAAACACUUGAUUAACCAUUACUACUGCAAGCGCCCAAUCUAUGAAUUCAAGAUCACGUGGUGGCGUAAACCCGUCAAGGGACGGGAAGAAGCUGAGAGAAGAAGGCAGCGGGUGAGGCGGAGGGAGGCCGGAGAGGGGAGCCUGUCCCUCGGCUGGGUUUGGUCCCGGAAGCAAGCGGCGGAGAAGAGCAGGAGCAAAAUGAGUGUGAAGUCAGAACGCCGAGGGAUCCAUGUUGAUCAGUCAGAACUGCUUUGCAAGAAAGGAUGUGGCUACUAUGGCAACGUAGCUUGGCAAGGCUACUGUUCCAAAUGCUGGAGAGAAGAGUACCAAAAAGCCAGGCAGAAGCAAAUCCAGGAAGACUGGGAGCUUGCUGAGAGACUACAGCGUGAAGAAGAAGAGGCCUAUGCUAAUACUCAUACUCAUGGGGCUCAGUCACUAACUUUCACAAAAUUUGAGGAAAAAAAAACAAGUGAGAAGCUGCGGAAAGUGGCAACAGUGAAGAAAUUCUUUGGAGCAUCUUCGCGUCCUGGAACUAAGAAGGAAGUCCCAGAAGCCAAGGCGCCUAGUCCUUCUAUCAGUAGGCAGGUCAGCAUUGAAACCGAUAGAGUGUCCAAGGACUUCAUUGAAUUUCUUAAGACCUACAAUAGGGCUGGCCAGGAGGUCUACAAGCAGUGCAAACUGUUCCUGGACACGAUGCAUCGCAAGCGGGAGUUGAGUAUUGAGGAACAGUCUGAAUAUGCUCAGAGCCUCUAUCAGAAUGUGGCAGAUAAGCUACAGACUCGCUGGAAAGUGCCUCCAGAAAAAGUGGAAAAAGUGACGGAUCAAGUGGAGAAAUACAUAAUGACCCGCUUGUAUAAAUACGUUUUCUGCCCGGAAACCACGGAGGAUGAGAAGAAAGAUCUGGCUGUCCAGAGAAGAAUCAGAGCUUUGCACUGGGUUACUCCACAAAUGCUUUGUGUUCCUGUCAAUGAAGAAAUCCCUGAAGUCUCAGAUGUAGUUGUGAAAGCUAUCACAGACAUCAUUGAAAUGGACUCAAAGCGUGUCCCCCGGGACAAGCUGGCCUGCAUCACUAGCUGCAGCAAGCACAUCUUUAACGCCAUCAGGACCACAAAGGCUGAGCCAGCUUCAGCUGAUGACUUUUUGCCCACUCUCAUCUACAUUGUCCUGAAGGGCAACCCACCUCGCCUGCAGUCCAACAUUCAGUACAUCACUCGGUUCUGCAAUCCCAGCAGGCUGAUGACUGGGGAAGAUGGAUAUUACUUUACGAACCUGUGUUGUGCUGUUGCCUUCAUAGAGAAGUUGGAUGCUCAGUCCUUAAACCUGAGCCAGGAAGACUUUGACCGCUAUAUGUCUGGCCAAACCUCUCCAAAGAAGCAAGAACCCGAGAACUGGCCAGCUAACGUAUGUGUGGGGAUGCGCCAAAUGUACAGGAACCUUGGUCUCCUCUCACAACUGAAUGAGAGGCAGGAGAGGAUUGUCAGUGAGGCCAAAAAGCUUGAGAGGGACCUCAUUGAUUGGACUGAUGGGAUCACCAAGGAAGUCCAGGAGAUUGUGGAGAAGUACCCUCUGGAGAUUAAAGCCCCAAACCCAGCCUUGGCGGCCAUUGACUCUGAAAAUGUUGAAAAUGACAAACUGCCCCCUCCGCUGCAACCUCAGGUUUACGCUGGAUGAGAAUGGCUUCAGGACUCAGAUAUUCCUUCCUUCUGUUUUUUUCUGCUUGGCCGAUGGGCUAAGGGGGGGAGGAAUGAAACAAAUUUAAAAUUGGCACAUUUUAAAGGUACUUUUUGUUGUUAGAUGUGUACCAUGAUAUUUAUUUUAGUCAGAGUUGGUUACUAUGAGGACUGAAUUUUUAUGUGUUCCUGAAAUGAAUUUACCUUUCCUUUUUACAGAAAUUCAGUAUAAUUUUUAAGGAAUGCUUUGGGGAUUGCUUUCUUCGAAGCAUGCACAUGUUUUAACAUCAACUGGUGGUUGGUUGUGCUAUCUUCACUCCCUAAACAGAGUUGCUUAUCACACUUUGCCAAGAAUGCUGUGUUUGAGAAAGAAGUGUAAAGGGUUCUUAAUCUUUGUUUUCAGAAACAGAUGUGUUGUAAAGUAAAUAUUUAAGGUUGUAAAUAGAUUUGAAUGUUGAGCAAUGUCUUAAUAGCAUGACCUUUAGCAAAGAAUGGAAACUAGGUUUUUUAAUUCCUUCACUCUUAAGUUUUUGGUUUAUAGUUUUGAUCUAGAAUAGGAUACAGCAAGGAAACACUACAUUGUAGUAAAUAACAUAUUUGGACACAGUUCUAACAUGACUAAAGUCAUUUCCUAAUAUUUAUAAUUUCUUAUCUGAAAUUUCAGCCUGGAAUAGCGUCUUUUUUGCUGUGCUGGUCUCUAGCAAUUGCACAGUUAGACCUUUAUGAAGAUCAGAGCAGAAUUGGAUAGUAGCUGUGGGUGGUGAAGUGCUGGAGCCAGUUUUAAUUGCUGUAAAAAUCACAUGAUACAAGAUUAUGGGUCUAAAAGUGCUUUAGUGAUUAAAAAAAAAAGUCAUUUGCUUCAUAGUACUUGUGCAGAGCCUUCCAAGAAAUGAUUAGUACGACAUGAGACUGUCUUGUGCUGGAAAAAAAAAUCAAAGAAUGAGCUGUUCAAAAGAAAGUUUAUGAUUGCUUUCUUAAAUCACAUUUUUAAAUGGAUUCAUCCCCUGAAUUAUAAAUGAUCAGAAAACAGAAAUAUGGACAAUCCUAAAGGCAGUAAGCUGGCUUACGCAAUUUUGUGGACUACAUACAUUUUUAUAUGAAUUUGAAAAAAAUAGGAAUCUAUAUUAUUGUAUUGUUGAACUACAGCUUCCAGGAGUUGUCUUGAUUGCUAUGAUGGCUGGAAUAGCUAUCUCCUUCAGGAGGGACCCAUUGCUUUCCCAAUUCUCUCAGUUUAAAGCCCAUUGGUGAUAUCUCUAGAAUCCCUCUCUCCCUCCCAUAACACAUCAACAUCUCACUGUGAAUGGCUGCCUUCCCCUCCAACCUUUUCAGUAUUAGUAGUGACUCCAACCAGUCAAAAUCUUCUCUCUUUGGCCAAAGAUCUAGCAUGGCUGUGUGGAUGCAAGAAUUUGCCAAACUAGAUGAACUAGUUAGCCUUCCCCAGCAUGUUAGACUAUGGUAGUUGUUUUCCUGAGCAAGAUACAUGGGGAGAUAGAACUGUAGUCCGGGAGAUACAGGGGGGCACCAGGGAAUGCUGAAUUUGUCUAUGAGCGAUGCUUUUUUAACUUUUAACUUUGCAAAUUAAGCUAAAGGUCCACUUGAACUUGGCAGAGCUGGGAUUCUUUGAAAGGCCAGGUUGAGUUGUGUGAAACGAUAUUUAGCAUUUUCCUGAAGGAUAUAAUUUAAAUGCAGUCCUCCCCUCCCUCCCCGAUUGCUAAAUCUUAAAUGUCAGGGACAUGUAUCCAAGAUCUUGGAUAACCUGAUUAUCACUAAGUCUCAAACAAACUUCAUAAUUCAAGGGAAAGGAAAAAAACUCUUUGCAAUGUUACCUGUUUUUAGUAUUAGAACACUUUUAAAAUAUCAACUCUUUUUCUUAAGCUCUUCUCAACUCUUCUGAGUCUUAUUUGUACUCCUGGGAAACAUGGGAUUCCAAAGUGUUUCAUUCCAAACCAUGAUUUUGGGCAACAUAUGAAAAAGCCAUCUUUAUAACAUUUUAGCUGUACAGGUAUUUAUCUGUUUUUGCAAUAAGGUCUUUUGCAAGACUGACAUGUUUUGUGUAUACCUGCUUUAAAAAGCAUAUCGGUUUUCAGUUUGCAACUCAGCUAAUGUCGGAGUUUCUUGAAAGGUUAAAUAUUUAUGUUCUUUCCUCUUCCUCAAUUAAAUUUGUAGAAGUGAAGUAAACAAGCUAUUCUUUGGCUGCAGAAAGUCCACGCUGAUCAGAUUUUUCAAUUUUCAGAGCUUUGUUUCUUGGCCUCAUUGUUUGACACUCUAGGUGCUAAUUCAGAUUUUCCAGGUAUAUAUUUCACUCCAAAAAGGCAUCAUUAUAGCUGCUGCUGUUAAAUUGCUGUCAACAGAAAUAAACCAUGUACGACAUGACUCAUUAUUAGUCAACAGAAA
Pseudonaja textilis is the source of this 5098-nucleotide messenger RNA. It is a transcript of the gene RABGEF1, whose product is annotated as RAB guanine nucleotide exchange factor 1. Gene Ontology annotation, biological process: vesicle-mediated transport. Lineage: Eukaryota; Metazoa; Chordata; Lepidosauria; Squamata; Elapidae. Gene Ontology annotation, molecular function: small GTPase binding; zinc ion binding; guanyl-nucleotide exchange factor activity. The record is from RefSeq and is a predicted model, not a curated record. Gene Ontology annotation, cellular component: cytosol; endocytic vesicle.